GUGGCGCAUUCCAAUAAGCCAACAGAAUAUGCCCAACACUCAAUCAGGAAGAUUCCUCACUCGUUCGCAUCUCUUAUUAUUUUCUCUGAAACUGGCAUGCACCUCCUAUUCGCUGUUAAUAAAUUCAUUUGUAUAUGAUCUGUUUAUAUAACUGAAUUCAACUGCCUUUUCCUUUUAUUUUCAUAUAACAUUUGUGACCCAACUCACCUUCUCUUCUUUCCUUCUCAGCUCAUCUUCUCAGAUUUAAACAAUAAAUUGGGUUGCUGUGGAUACACUUCUUCCGCUGCCAGCAAAAACUUGCUGGCAGUCCAAUUUUCUGAACCUAUAUAUCCAGACAAUUUUUAUGAGUCCCCAGAGUACACUGAACCCCAGUAGGGCCCUAGAAGGUGUGCAUGGGGUGCAUGUGGUGCCUCAUUCACCCUUUGUAUCGGAAGCGACUGAUCAAGAUGGAAACUUUCCUAAAUCAUCUUAUGGAAAUUCGGCUUUUGGAUUCAGUCAGAUGUUGUUAAUGCAACGGGUAUGGCAGCAAAGGCCGCCAUGUUUGAGGCCCAUCCAGGGUUGCACUCACGGUGAUCAGAAUCUUCUGGAAACAGUUGCUAAUGUGCUCACUUCACUUCCUUUUAUAGUGCUUGGAAUUCAUGCCCCAAGGAAAAAUCUGAGCUGUAAGUUAUAUGCAAAUUCCUUAAUUGGAGUUGGAGUUGCCUCAAGCUUGUACCAUUCUUCAAGGGGAAGGUUGAGGAAAUAUUUCAGAUGGGCCGAUUAUACAAUGAUUGCCACGGCAACAGUAUGUCUCUCAAGAGCUCUCAGAGAGGAAAACCCCAAAGUGUUGAUGGCCGCUUCUGCGCUGUUUCUACCUUUCCAGCCUCUAAUGGUUUCAGCUGUUCACACUGGGAUGAUGGAGGUAGCUUUUGCGAAAAGAGCAUUGAAAGAUCCAGAUUUAAGAGUGGCCCAUAAUGUUCAUAAGAUGUCAUCGCUGCUCGGAGGCGUGCUUUUCAUCGCGGAUGACGUGUUUCCUACAACCCCAUUUCUUCACGCCGGAUGGCAUCUUGCUGCGGCUGUUGGCGUUGGAACCUGCAAUAAGCUUCUUGAGUAGUUACUCAAGCUUCAACAUAUAAUAUAUUCAUAAUCUUCUGAUUAUCCAGAGAACUAGCCAAAGAUCAAAAUUGUGAUGGAGGUAGGGGUCAUCGGUCAUGACCAUUAGUUAGUAUAGAGAAAAGGAGAAGGUUUCAUUCUUUUGGAUGAGCUGAUUGGUCAAUUAUAUGGGUCCAACCCACUUUUCUUAAGAUGCAGUAAUGUACGUACAAUAUAUGUUCGAAAAAUUCGCAAUGUAAUUAAUUAGUUGCGGAAUCCUUUUGAAUCACUAAUGUGGUGAGAUAACUACAUACUUAAUUGCAAUCUCAACAUGUAAAUCUUAAGUAGAAGCAGAACCUCAGUUUUUCGGUGAAGCGCACUUUAAAAAUCAUCAGAUUUUAU
Molecule: messenger RNA, 1473 nt
Organism: Morus notabilis
Lineage: Eukaryota; Viridiplantae; Streptophyta; Magnoliopsida; Rosales; Moraceae
Exons: 7
Coding region: 344-1093 (249 amino acids)
Source: RefSeq, a predicted model, not a curated record